Amyelois transitella is the source of this 3160-nucleotide messenger RNA. It is a transcript of the gene NGR-A11, whose product is annotated as prolactin-releasing peptide receptor. The coding region runs from base 188 to 1591 and encodes 467 amino acids. Lineage: Eukaryota; Metazoa; Arthropoda; Insecta; Lepidoptera; Pyralidae. Gene Ontology annotation, biological process: G protein-coupled receptor signaling pathway. Gene Ontology annotation, molecular function: neuropeptide binding; neuropeptide Y receptor activity. The record is from RefSeq and is a predicted model, not a curated record. Gene Ontology annotation, cellular component: neuron projection; plasma membrane. The transcript has 3 exons.
UCUUUUUUGCAUUUUAUUUAUUAAAUUAAACUGAGACUAGAAAAAAGUGAUAAAGUGAAACAAUUGUUAUAAAUUAAUUUUGAAGUCCACAUAUUUGAAAAAUGUAAUGUUUCAAACAUCGAUUUUCCUGCAUCUAAGAUGGACUGGCAUCGUAUUAUAAACAUUGAGAAGAUAAGGCGGAGUUAACAUGACAUUUGCUUACAACUCCAGCGGCCGCGAUGAUGUGGCUUCUGCAGUUGCUGAAAGAUCAUUUCCAUUCAAUAUGGCCAUCAACGGAACCAGCUCCCCCCGAGUUGGCAUCCAAAUUAUCACAAAAACAUUGACUGGUGAAAGCAUGGAUAUAAUAGAUGAACCAAAAACAAAUGAAACGACCGACAUAAUCGAUGUAAAUGUAGUCCAAGUCGCUUUUUGCAUUUUAUACACAAUUAUCUUCGUAUUAGGAGUGUUUGGAAAUGUGUUGGUUUGUUAUGUUGUAUUCAGAAAUAAGGCGAUGCAAACAGUAACUAAUUUAUUCAUAACGAACCUGGCGUUAUCAGAUAUAUUGCUAUGUCUUUUCGCAGUUCCCCUGACUCCGAUGUACACCUUUUUGGGACGAUGGGUUUUUGGCAGACUCCUGUGUCAUUUGAUGCCCUACGCGCAAGGGACAAGUGUUUACAUAUCUACCCUAACCCUUACAUCUAUAGCAAUAGAUAGAUUUUUCGUCAUAAUAUACCCAUUCCACCCGAGAAUGAAAUUAAAUACAUGUAUAUUCAUAAUAGUAUUUAUAUGGGUAUUCUCCUUAGUUGUAACUUGUCCCUAUGGUCUAUUCAUGGGCCUACAGAUCACAAAAAAUAAAACUUACUGCGAAGAGAGUUGGCCGUCAGAUAGGUCUAGAAGAAUCUUCGGUGUGUUCACCACCGUACUUCAAUUUUUAAUACCAUUUCUAGUAAUAGCUAUAUGUUAUACAUGUGUUAGUGUAAGACUGAAUGACCGGGCGAGAUCCAAGCCUGGUGCCAAGAACACUAGGAGGGAAGAAGCUGACAGAGAUAGAAAGAAGAGGACAAAUAGAAUGCUCAUAUCUAUGGUAGCUAUAUUUGGCAUAUCCUGGCUCCCUUUGAACUUGAUAAAUAUCUUCAACGAUUUCUACGCUCAAAUGACCGAAUGGAAUUAUUACUAUGUGUCCUUUUUUCUCGCCCAUUCCAUGGCGAUGGCGUCAACUUGCUACAAUCCAUUCCUUUACGCUUGGUUGAAUGAGAAUUUCCGAAAGGAAUUCAAACAAGUGCUUCCAUUUUUCGAAUCAACCGGGGGAGUAAGAAAUAGUUAUCAUUCGGGCAGAAUGCCUACACACAAAACUGACAAAAUAUGUAAUGGCAAUGAGACUAUCCAAGAAACUUUACUCGGAUCGUCAUUCAACAGAGGUCCUUCGAUAAAACAGAGAAUAUUAGAUGGAAAUGGAAAGAAGGAUAAUGGUGUGGAAAUCGAGAAUGUUUUGUUGGACGAUAAAACAAUUUCGGCUACGUUUCACACGAAGAGUGAAAAUGUAAAUUUACAAUUGAUUGAUGAAGAGUCCCAACACAGUGAGCCCAAAGACGGCAAGUCACCCGCUAUAUAAUGUGUCAAAGUAAACACGGAUCAUCGCUUAACCUCCUUUUUAUAUUUAAAAUAAAUAUAUGCUACUACUUUAUUAUCUUGCAUCUCGUAUUGAAUCAUGUGUAAAGUAAAUUUUCUAUGAGAGUGAAAUUGUUUAAAUAUUACCGACGUUUACCUACGAAAGUAAAUUAGUAUCACAAUUUAAAGAAAUAACUAUUUUAUUUUAAUUACGACAGAUUUAUUUGUAAAUAUAGCACGAUUUUAACGUUAUCAAAAAAAUGUCACAUGUGUAAUUAAAAAUAUAAGAACUUCUUGGAUUAUUAUAUAAAUUGUAUAAUAUAAAUGAGACUUUUAACCUCGAUAAAAGUACAAUAUUAAAAAUGCUUAUAAAUAAAUGUAAAGACUAAAGAAUAAUAAUAACCUUAGACUUAAGUCUUUUUAAGGUUCCUUUAGUUAUUAAGGUAUCUGUUAUUAUUAUAUAUUUGAGAUAAUAGAAAAAAAAUAUAUUAAAAUCUCUUUAAAGUAAAUUGAGAUCUUCAAAAGGUCGAAUUCCUUAAAAUUACAAAAGUCUUGUUACAACUGCGAUGUUUGCAAGACAAGUCAUUAUUUUUAUUGUAAUAUUUGUUUUAAAGAACUUAGCCUUAAGGCACUUUGAGAUAAAAAUUAGCUUUUAGGUUUAUCGAUGUUCUUAAUUUAAUUACAAUUAGGCUGCUUUGAUAUAAACAAGAAUAAACAUCGAUUAAUGUUUUCAAUUAUGGUAUGAUUAUUAUAAAGAAUGUAAGAAGGUUUAAUACUUGACUUUGUAAAUAAUAAAAUCAAAUGAUGUUAAUUUUAAGGGCUUGCUGUGAUGAUUUAUUUAUCUGUUUAUUAAAAUAACUUUAAUAAGAUCUUGUAUUAUAAUUGUAUUUGCAAGUAUCCAAAUGGCCUAAUAUUGUCAGUUAAAUAGGUCUCAUUAUUUUAGUCUAGACUAGGUAGUACUUUCGAUGCACUGUUUUUUCACAUGUUUAGAGUAUGGUUUUGUCAAAAUAAAUGAUAAUUUCAAUUAAAAUUUCAAUUUUAUUUAUGUUUAUUUAACUAUGUUUUUUACUAUUUUUAAUUAAUUUUUGUUUUUGUUUAAUUUUCAUUUACUGACAUUUCACUAUUUAGAUUUAGAAUCACUAGUAAAGGUAGUUAGUUAGUGAUAAAAUUUAAUAUGUAAGAUGUCUUUUUGAUAAACUAACGAGCCCAAUUUCAAACUAAAUGUUUAGUUUUCGUAUUUAUUUUUAUGCGAAAACAAAAUAUCAAAUCCGUGUAGACGUAGCCUUAAGUAUUUUGUUUUGCUACGUAUACAUUGAAUACGUUUGAAAUUCGAGUUUAUUAAAAACACAUAAUAUAAAUAUAUCAUCAAUUACUAUAUGAAAAAAUAUACAUAAAUGUAAAUAAACAGGAAGAAAAUGUAAAUAAAGUGUAACCUUUAGUCGAACUAUUAGUAUCGCUUUCAAAGUGUUGUAGGUACUGUAGAAUUUACUGGGUAAUUUAUUAUUUACUGAAAUUGAAUAAUAAUUAUUGUAAAGUUUGGUUUCGAGAUUGAUUAAAUGAGGCUGGUUGUUUA